GAAGUAAUGUGGUAGACGAAACCAGCAGAAACCAACAAACUUGAGCUCUGAACUGAUCAUGAACAACCGCAAAGUCGUCGUCUGCGACAACGGCACCGGAUACGUGAAAUGUGGGUUCGCCGGAGAGAACUUCCCGACAUCGGUGUUCCCGUGCGUGGUGGGAAGGCCAUUGCUUCGCUAUGAGGAAUCACUCAUGGAACAAGAAAUAAAGGAUAUUAUUGUUGGUGAAGCUUGCGCGGAGUUUCGACACCAAUUGGAGAUAAACUAUCCGGUUAACAAUGGCAUUGUGCAGAACUGGGAUGAUAUGGGACAUGUCUGGGACCAUGCAUUCUACAGUGAGCUCAAAAUAGAUCCUCCUGAAUGUCAUAUACUACUCACAGACCCUCCUCUCAAUCCCUCAAAGAACCGCGAAAAGAUGAUCGAGACCAUGUUUGAGAAGUACAAUUUUGCUGGCGUCUUCAUUCAAAUUCAAGCUGUUCUGACCCUGUAUGCUCAAGGUUUGCUGACAGGAUUGGUUAUUGACUCUGGUGAUGGAGUUACUCAUGUGGUUCCAGUUGUUGAUGGCUACUCAUUUCCUCAUCUUACAAAGCGAAUGAAUGUAGCUGGCCGGCACAUAACAUCGUAUCUUGUUGAUUUGCUCUCACGGAGGGGGUAUGCAAUGAAUAGGACGGCGGACUUUGAGAGUGUUAGAGAAAUCAAAGAGAAGCUCUGCUAUAUCAGUUAUGAUUACAAAAGGGAGUAUCAAUUGGGACUGGAGACAACCAUACUUGUAAAUAAUUACACUCUGCCUGAUGGAAGGGUGAUCAAAGUCGGCACUGAAAGGUUCCAGGCUCCUGAGGCUCUUUUCACGCCUGAACUUAUAGAUGUUGAAGGUGAUGGGAUGGCUGACAUGGUAUUCCGCUGCAUUCAGGAAAUGGAUAUCGACAAUAGGAUGAUGCUUUACCAGCAUAUAGUUUUAAGUGGAGGCAGCACGAUGUAUCCUGGAUUACCCAGUCGUUUGGAGAAAGAAAUUCUGGAUCGUUACCUAGACGUUGUUUUGAAGGGUAACAAAGAUGGAUUGAAGAAGUUACGAUUACGAAUCGAAGAUCCUCCGCGAAGAAAGCACAUGGUGUAUCUAGGUGGUGCAGUCCUUGCUGGAAUUAUGAAGGAUGCUCCCGAGUUUUGGAUUACAAGGGAGGAUUAUCUAGAAGAAGGAGUUGCUUGUCUUAGCAAGUGUGGUCCAGCAUGACUUUUCAAGGUCAGUUUGCCACCCACUGAGUUGUUUUCAGUAGUUGGACUAUUGACAAGCAAAACAAUGAGAGAGCAGGACAUUAUCAUGUCAAAUGGUGCUCUCAGUAGUACCACAUGGCUGGAAAUAGAGCAUAAGAAUGUAGAAACUAAUGGUGUUUGUGUGAUAAGAAUCAGCAAAAGCAUUAGGAGUUGUAUCUUGAUGGCUGGAAUAUAGAACAAACAAAAAAUGUAGAAAUUAUUCUGUAUUUUAUAAUUUUUGUUUCUGGUUUGCCACUCUGUCAUCCAAGCUUUUUCUAUCCAACAACUUGCGUGC
Molecule: messenger RNA, 1543 nt
Organism: Fragaria vesca subsp. vesca
Lineage: Eukaryota; Viridiplantae; Streptophyta; Magnoliopsida; Rosales; Rosaceae
Product: actin-related protein 2-like
Exons: 15
Coding region: 59-1228 (389 amino acids)
Biological process (GO): Arp2/3 complex-mediated actin nucleation
Cellular component (GO): actin cortical patch; Arp2/3 protein complex
Molecular function (GO): actin filament binding
Source: RefSeq, a predicted model, not a curated record